GCUGCCGUAGUUGUAACUCCGCCCAUCAGCCGGUGUUGUUUCUGUAUUGAAACAUGCUGGCUAGCAAUCAAGGUGACUUCUGUGCUUUUAACGCUAAUUAGUUAGAAAAAAACAAAUAGACUUUUAUUGAAGAAAGGUUAAAUGUGGAUGAAUGUGGCAGCCAGAAUGAAGCCGGUGAUCUGGAGGAUUCUGAGCGAGGCCCUCGCUGUGCGCUCCGGGAAUACGGUUGCUGAAGGGAAACACCUGCGCAGGUGUGGAAACAGCGCUGUAAUCUUCAGAAACCUGUCGCUGAGCUGCCAGCUGUGUGGAAAAACUCGAGAAAGUUCCAAGAGGAAAGAGCUCUCUGAAAAGAAGCUGACACGUUAUUUCGUGGACCAGCGCAGGGUGAAGUUCCAGGCCGGGUCGGGAGGAGACGGAGCCUGCAGCUUCCACAGUGAACCUCGCAAAGAGUGGGGUGGCCCGGACGGGGGCAACGGGGGUAACGGAGGCGACAUCAUCAUAAAGGUGAACAAGCAAAUAAAGUCGCUGUCUCUCAUAUCAGCUUCAUAUCAAGGAGAAGACGGAGAAUCUGGGAGGAGUAAGAACUGCUAUGGACGCAAUGCUGGCCCAAAAUACAUACCAGUGCCCAUAGGCACUGUGGUGAAGGAGCAGGGCAAAACAGUAGCCGAUCUUGCUCAUCACGGGCAGGAAUACGUGGCUGUUCACGGAGGAGGAGGAGGAAAAGGCAAUCGCUUCUUUCUUUCCAACGAAAACAGAGCACCAAUGACGGCCACAGCUGGAGAAAAAGGAGAGGAACGAGUGCUCCAGCUGGAACUGAGGACAAUGGCACAUGCUGGAUUGGUCGGGUUUCCUAAUGCAGGAAAGUCAUUGUUGCUGAGAGCGAUCUCUAACGCCCGUCCUGCUGUAGCAGCUUAUCCCUUCACCACGCUAAAGCCACACGUGGGCGUUGUUAAGUACAGAGACCACGAGCAACUAGCAGUGGCUGAUAUUCCUGGUAUAAUCCGCGGCGCUCACCUGAACCGUGGCCUCGGUUUGUCUUUCCUGCGUCACAUUGAGCGCUGUCGCUUCCUGCUCUUCGUGUUGGACAUGUCGUCCCCGGAGCCAUGGGAUGAGCUGCAGUGUCUGCGCUCUGAACUGGAUCAGUAUGAAGCCGGUCUCUCUCAGCGUCCUCAUGCCAUUGUGGCCAAUAAAAUGGACCUGAGCGGCACAAAGGAGAAACUGGAGGAGCUGAGGAGACGAGUGGAGCAGCGCAUCAUCCCUCUUUCCGCUCUUACUGGGAAUAACACAGAGGAGCUGAUCAUCCACCUGAGAGAGCUCUACGACGACCAUACGGGACAGACGAUCUUCAACUGGUCACAAGUUGCGGAAAGGAAGAAAACCAAACAUGGAGGACAAAGUGGUGGAAUGAAUAUAUGAAGAUUUACAACAUGUACUGAAAAUAUUUAAUUACCACUAUUCCGCAUUGCUGUAACUAAAAAUAACAGCGUGUUUAUUUUGGGGACUUUCACUGGUAUGCGAUACGACGACCCACUUUAACUGUGACUACAGUCAAGUCACGCAAGCAACUCAAAUUCUCUUGAUUUUCUGCGUCUGAAGCUACAGCAAAGACAAACAACCUCCUCGUCACCAGAGUUAAACCUCUCUAUAUUCACAUGAGGCCCCACCUCACAACUUACAGGACUUAAAGGAUCUGCUGCUAACAUCUUUGUGCCAGAUACCACAGCACACCUUCAGAGGUCUUGUUAAGUCCAUGCCUUGACGGGUCAGAGCUGUUUUGGCAGCACAAGGGGGACCUACACAAUAGUGGGCAGGUGGUUUUAAUUUUAUGGUUGAUCGGUGUAUACAUCCAUCCAUCCAUCCACCCCUUUUCUGUACCGCUUAUCCUACACGGAGUCGCAGGGAGCCAGGAAUGUAAAAUGAAUUUAUUUGUUGUUUAUUUGAUCUAUUUAUUAAAUGCAUUUCUGAAUAAAUAUGUUGUUGAAUGUUUAUUACCAUAGGUCGUGUCUGCGGUCUAGAUCACUAAGAUGUGUUGUGACCACUCAUGUCAUCAGCUUAGGACAGUUUGUCAGUCUUGGCAAAUACUUGAGCAUUUUAAUCUCAUCUCUGCCUCCGUUAUCUGUAGUUUACCACAGAUAGGAAUGUGAAACCUGAUAACAGAAUUGAAAACAUGCUUCCUUGAAUGUCACCUCUGUAUCAGUGUUGAUUAUUUUCCUAUAACUGCACACCCGCAAGAGUUUUAUUCCUUACUUACGAAGCAGUCACAAUACCUCCAAGGUGUACUCAGUGCAAUUCUCAUAAGCAACACUAGAUGGCAGUUUGGUUCAUUAAAAGGGUUAGUGUAAACAGACUGUCACUGGUUCAAAGGUCACUUUAAACUUUUAUUUGUAUGAAUAAAACCCUUUAUU
Messenger RNA from Pangasianodon hypophthalmus (striped catfish), 2405 nucleotides. RefSeq names its product mitochondrial ribosome-associated GTPase 2 (gene mtg2). The coding region runs from base 142 to 1416 and encodes 424 amino acids. Lineage: Eukaryota; Metazoa; Chordata; Actinopteri; Siluriformes; Pangasiidae. The transcript has 8 exons. Gene Ontology annotation, molecular function: GTPase activity; GTP binding; magnesium ion binding. The record is from RefSeq and is a predicted model, not a curated record. Gene Ontology annotation, cellular component: mitochondrion.